This is a messenger RNA of Varanus komodoensis (Komodo dragon), 927 nucleotides long. RefSeq names its product olfactory receptor 14A16-like. Gene Ontology annotation, biological process: G protein-coupled receptor signaling pathway. The record is from RefSeq and is a predicted model, not a curated record. The coding region runs from base 13 to 927 and encodes 304 amino acids. The transcript has a single exon. Gene Ontology annotation, cellular component: membrane. Gene Ontology annotation, molecular function: G protein-coupled receptor activity; olfactory receptor activity. NCBI's taxonomy places the organism in Eukaryota, Metazoa, Chordata, Lepidosauria, Squamata, Varanidae.
CAGUCAAGUGAAAUGGACAACCAAUCUACCGUGUCAGACUUCAUUCUGCAAGGAUUUUCCAAUGAUCUUGAUGGACAAAUUUUGCAUUUUGUGAUGUUUCUGUUCAUCUACUUAAUAGCCUUAAUGGGGAAUCUUCUCAUCAUUAUUGUUGUGGGCUUCAACCCUUACCUUCACACCCCCAUGUAUUUCUUUUUGGUCAACCUAUCAGUGUCAGACAUUUGCUACAUAUCGACAACUAUACCCAAAUCCAUGUCCACUGUGUUGACAAAUAACCAACGGAUUUCUUUUGCUGGAUGUGUUGCCCAAGUUUUCUUAGUGGCAGUUUUUGGUAGCUCUGAGCUUGCCUUUCUCACUGUCAUGGCUUAUGACCGUUAUGUGGCCAUCUGUCACCCUCUGCAAUAUAUGCUGAUCAUGAACAGAAGUACAUGCAUCCAAAUGGCAGCAAUAUCCUGGUUCAGCAACUUGAUCAAUGCAUUAUUACAUACUAUAUUCACUUUCAGGUUCAAUUUUUGUAGGUCCAAUAUAAUUAGCCAGUAUUUCUGUGAUAUUCCUCAACUGCAAAAGAUUUCUUGCACUUCUACAAGAGUCAGCCAGGUUCUGGUUCUUAUCAAUGUUUUCACUGUGGACUCAUUAUGCACUGGAUUCAUCUUUGCUUCUUAUGGCUACAUCUUCUCUGUUGUGCUCAAGAUUCUGCCAGUUGAAGGCAGAUCCAAAGCAUUGUCUACCUGCAUUCCUCACUUGAUCGUCUUUAUUCUGUUCAUCAGCACAGCUGUGUUUUCAUACAUGAGGCCCAAAUCCCUGUCCUCUAGAACCAUGGACUUGCUGUCUGCAGUCUUGUACACAGUUCUGCCACCACUACUGGAUCCCAUCAUUUACAGUUUCCGGAACAAGGAUAUCCAAGAUGGCAUAUGGAAAAUGUUAAAAUAG